Messenger RNA from Knipowitschia caucasica, 342 nucleotides. NCBI's taxonomy places the organism in Eukaryota, Metazoa, Chordata, Actinopteri, Gobiiformes, Gobiidae. The record is from the annotation of a GenBank genome assembly.
AUGUGGGCCAGCGGAGAGCCAGAGUUCAGACGCUGCAGCUGGACCAAAACACACACCAUUUUCUCGCUGCUCGGCUUGGACCACGCCUACGUCACCAGCAUCGGGCGCCUCAUCGGAGUGGUGUCUCUCAAAGAGUUGCGUAAAGCCAUCGAAGGCUCCGUGACCGUGAAGGGGGUGAAAGUGCGCCCCCCUCUGGCCAGUUUCCGGGACAGUGGCACAAGCAGCAGCGAGGCGGAAGCCACGGAGCUCCACAAACUCUGGGACCGCCACAAGAGCAUGUCCCUGCCCCGCGAACACACCGCCACCACCCCCUCCUCCGAAUCGGACGAGAAAUCGAACUGA